AUGCAAGCGGUGAGAGAAGCUAGCGCCAUUGACGCUGCAACAGCCGCUGGCCGUCCUUCGGACGCCGCAAUCACCGCGGCUGGCCGUCCCGACCAAGCUUUCGACCAGCUGAGCCAGCUUCCGUCGCCGAGGGAGAUGUUCCACGAGAAUGCCUCUCGUCGCUCCCCCCCCUCCCCGCAAACGCCGCGAGUCCCGCUGCAGUUACCGUUGCAACCACCGUUGCAGCCAGAACAGGAAAGCGUGGCGGCGCCACUGCUGACACGCCAUCACGUGGCGAGGGAUUUGGCUCGAUCGUCCCCGCUCUCGGCGGGUUUGACAUCGAAAUCACCUUCAUUCUCCACGCAACAACCCUCCUCAUCGCCCGUUCCGAACGUUACUGCCACCGUCAUAGCAGCUAAUCCUGCUCCAGCGCCCGCUCCUGGCGACAGCGCGAUUGUCGCAGCUGCAGCAGACGCGUCGUUGGUUUCACCAUUCUCAAUCCCGGCUCGCUCCAGCGGCGUUUUCUACUCACCAGCAUCGCCACCCCAGCAAACCACCACGACCACCCACAUCAGUGGAAGCACCGCCCACUUCGGCGGUAGUACCACGCAUUUCCGCUUCACUACUAUCGCCCACUCUCGAAACCGAGCCCUAUCCGCCCCCCACCUUGGCGAUCUUGGUUCAUCCUCGUUAUUGCUAUUCCCGCGUUCGCCCAACGCAGCAGAAUCGGCCCCUCUGUCGCACUCCACCCAUCCGAAUCUCUCCCCCACCAGCAGCCUCAGCACGACCAGCACCACACUCCCCGCCGUUCUUGGCGCAGCGCUAAGCCCGCCGCCAUACCGUCAAGCCACUGCUGCUGUACUUCCCCUCGACCUUCCCCUCGACCUUCCCCGCGACCUUUCCCCAGAUCUUACCCCUCCCCCUGGCCUUCCGCCUGACCUUCCCCCCGACCUUCCCAGUGUUGGCUCAGCGGGAAGACCCAUUGCUGUCGGUGCGUUGGUGGGAGAGGCAGAGGUAGGGCGGAGUGAGGCGGAAGAAAGGGAGGCGGAGUGGCGGCUGUGCGCAGAAGAGAUGGCGCAGCUGAAAGCGCUGCUGCUGGACGAUGCCGACCGUGGCGACGGCGGCGGCUGUGCCGGAACGCAGAGCGCGCCACUGGGGCAGUGCGCCGAGCAGGCGGGGCUACCAGGGCAGCGCGCGGAGCACGAUGGUUCGCGGAGGGCCGUUUCGCGGAGCAACGGCGACCCGCCCGCGCCCCACCCGGCUGAAAUGUUCUUAGCAGCCGCCGCUACUAGUCAGGGAAACCCCCACCAGAGAUUUGCGGUGCAAGCUAACCCACAGCAGCAGCAGCAGCAGCAACGACAAGGGCGGUCACAGCAGAACGACAUUUACCGCCAGUACCUGCUGGCUGAACUUCGGAAAGCGCGCGCGUCCAUGCUUUCUCGUGGCGCCACCGCUUCUCUGGGACUCCCAGAGCACGCGCCCUCACCCGGUGAUCAAACGGCCAACAAACGCCCCGGGAACGCGGUCCUUGAAAAAGCGAUGGUUCUUGAGGCACCGUCAAAAGAAGUCGUGACCUCACCCGGUGGUCGAACGGUCAACAAUCGGCCUAGGGCAGCGGUGGUCCCUGGAAAGGCCAAGGCUGCGACUGCGGGGGACGUCGCGUGCCUGGGCGUGGGGGUUGGAGGUGGGGGCGGGCGGAGCGCGAUGGUCCAGUCCGCAAUGGUCCAGUCUGCGAUGCUGACGCCCCUGGGGAUCGUUACACUCUCACCGCAAGCACGCGCCAACUCCGGUGCAUGUUUUCCCGGAUCUCCUUUCGGGAACGCUGGAGUGAGGAAAGAGAAGGAGGGGGAGAAAGAAGCAACGGGAGCUGUGAGGGAAGCAACGGAAGCGGCGCGGGAAGCCGACGAGCAGGAGCUGCGUGAGAUAUGCAGUUUGCUGUUCUCCGCGGGAGCACGGGAAGCGGAUGGCUUCUUACAGGGUGCGCUGGAUGGGGCUGGUGGGAAGGGCGUGGUUGGCGGAAGCUCUGGUUGGGAAGCUUCAGGGUCGCAAUUACUAGGUAGCACCUCACUCCCGCAGCAGCAGGGAACAUUGCAGCAUAAACUACCGCAUCGCACUAUACCGCAGCAAGCAACACCGCACCACGCGGCAGCAACGCACGCAACACCGCGCCACGCAGCAGUACCGCGCGCAACACCACACCAUGCAGCAGUACCGCACGCAACACCGCACCAUGCAGCAGUACCGCACGCAACACCGCACCACACAGCAGUACAGCACGCAACACGGCACCACGCAGCAGUACCGCGCGCAACACCGCAGCACACACUGAUCCACGACCAAGUCCCGUUGAUGGUCACCGAGCAGGAGACGAUGCCAUUGCAGGGCGUGCUAGCGGCAGCGGCAUUUCAAGCGGCAGCUGUGGAGCCGUUUCAAGAGUCGACGCUGACUCGACAGGAGAUGAUGCUAUUACAAGACGUGCUGGCAUCACCCUUCGCCACGCGGCCGUCGGCGUCCAGCGCGGAGUUCCCACGGGGAACAUUCGAGCAGCCCCAGCGUCGCGCGCCCAAGUCCGAAGCGCAGCGCAGCAGCGGCAUGGCAGGGGAGCGAGAUUUGUCGAGGAGAAACACGCGGGGUGCGGAGCAAGGCGCUGUCCAUCACACCGUCAAGCAGCUUCGAGCCGUGGUGGCUGGAUCGUCGUCGUCUCCGUCGGACGACGGUCUCACAUCAGCAGCAGAAACCGCGGGAGAAGCAGCCGCAGCUGCCGCAGCAACAGGCGCUCAGCUCUUUUUCAACCAAUCUAGAAGCAGCACCACAGGCGGCGGUGCUGGUUGUGGUACUAGAGCCACGUGUCCUCGCACCACUGCUGUUGGCGCGAGCGGUCCUACUGUGACCGCCGUUGGUGUUUCUAGUGUCGGUGCUGCUUGUAUCGGUGCGAGUGGGGACAAUACGGCUGCGCUACUUCCUUCAAUGAGGACUGCGGAGGACAAGUCACUAUUAGUGCCCACCACGGUCGACCGCUCAAGUGUCGAAUCCAGCCGAGUGUCAGUAUCCGUGCCCGCAAAAGCCUUUACGCUAGAGGAUCAGCAAUACCACCACCCUGAAUCGUCACACGGCUUUGGCGGGAAACGAGUAAUUAAUGACGCAGGUGCCUGGACGCUUUGGGAUGGGAAUCAGCCAGUUUGGAACGCUGGAGAUUUGGAUUCAGUACGCAUCGACGGCUUUCCAGGAUUCUCUCCCCAGCCGGUCACGCCGCCGCCGUGGGAUGGACUGCGCUGUCUGGUGUGCGGUUCGGAGCUUAGCAAGGAUAACACGACGGCAGCGAGGGUGUUACCCAACUACGUGGGGCCUGAGGGACUAGGACGGACGCUCAAAUUGCGAGUCCACGGGUGUAAUGACUGCCUUGGACUGCUCAUUCCAUCGUACAUUCGGAGCUUGGAGAGGGAAACGGCUCGGGAGUCUGUUGCUGGUGGUUCGCGAAGGGUCCAAGGGAGUGGAAGUGAAACGGGAGGAGAUGCGAAUGAUGCAGACGCUCCUGUCGGAGAAUUGCGAGAGGACCUGCACAUGAAGAAUGUUGGAGCUGGAGUGGAGGAGCCUCUGCAAGAGCAGGAAGCAGAGACAGAACGAAACAGAAGCAAGUCGCAUGAGAAGGAUGUGCAGAAAAGAGGGGACGUGGAGGCUUUGCGAAUGGAAAUUGGAAACAAGGAGGAUUUGCGGGUUCCUUUUGAGCGAUACGGCCAGAUCAAGGAUGUCUACCUACCAAAGGACUAUCACACAGGAGAACCACGUGGAUUCGGAUUUGUGCAGUUCGUGAACAUGGCGGAUGCGGAGGACGCGCAGUACGAGCUGGAUCGGACCAACUUCAACGGCAGGGAGAUCACGGUUGUCUUCGCGGAGGAGAAUCGCAAGAAGCCUGACGAGAUGAGCACCAGGGAGCGAUACAGUUCAAGGGACCGUCCAUCUUUCGGGAGGCGCCGAGGCCAUUCACGAUCACGCUCGCGCUCCCCUCCAGGCCGACGAUCCUUCUCGCCUCCUCCCCGCCGCCGCUCUCGCUCCCCUCCCCCCCGACGCAGCGGCCCUCCGCGCAGGUCGCCCAGCUAUUCCAAUGAAGAUCGGGAUCGCAGCUACAGCCGCUCGCCCUCACCCCGUGGCCGUGGCCGUGGUCGCUCCCCUCCGCCGCCUCGCAAUGGCAGUGCCGGGGCUCCUAGGCAGGGGUCGGAGUGGUAG
Molecule: messenger RNA, 4203 nt
Organism: Closterium sp. Naga37s-1
Lineage: Eukaryota; Viridiplantae; Streptophyta; Zygnematophyceae; Desmidiales; Closteriaceae
Source: the annotation of a GenBank genome assembly